AUGCGAGGGAACGCCGAGGGAGCGCCGAAGGAACGCGAGGGAGCGCCGAGGAAACGCCGAGGAACGCCGAAGGGAGCGCCGAGGGAACGCCGAGGGACGCGAGGGACGCGAGGGAACGCCGAGGGAGCCGCCGAGGGAACGCGAGGAACGCUGAGGGAACGCCGAGGAAUGCGAGGAACACCGAGGAAACGCCGAGGAACGCCGAGGGAAUGCGAGGAACGCCGAGGGAACACCGAGGGAACGCCGGGGAAUGCCGAGGAACGCCGAGGAGAACGCCGAGGGAGGGAACGCCCGAGGGAAUGCCGAGGGAACGCCGAGGAGCGCCGAGGGGAGGGAACGCGAGGAAGCCGAGCGGAACACCGAGGGAACGCCGAGGUUACGCCGCAGGGGAACGCCGAGGGAACACCGAGGGAAACGCCGAGGAACGCCGAGGGAGCGCCGAGGGAAACGCCGACCGCGGAACGCCGAGGGAUGCCGAGGAACGCGAGGGAACGCCGAGGAACGCCGAGGGAAUGGCCGAGGGAAAACGCCGAGGAACGCCGAGGGAAACCCGAGGGAACGCCGAGGGAAUGCCGAGGGAACGCCGGGAACGCCGAGGGAGGGAACGCCAGAAACGAGGGAACGCCGAGGAACACCGAUGGGAACGCGAGGAAUGCGAGGGAAACGCCGAGGGAAAUGCGAGGGAAACGCCGAGGGCGCCGAGGGAACGUCCGAAGGAACGCACUCUCGAGGGACAUAGCAUGGAGCUUGCCGCUAUCAUUUUGGGCAAAGUAUACACAUAAAGGUAAGCGCCCGCCUCGUAACCAUGCGUUUAAAAAUGGUCUAAAACUGGGUUCAAAAGCGGCGUCCGACAACACAUGCGCCCACUCGUAA
Molecule: messenger RNA, 873 nt
Organism: Penaeus vannamei (Pacific white shrimp)
Lineage: Eukaryota; Metazoa; Arthropoda; Malacostraca; Decapoda; Penaeidae
Source: RefSeq, a predicted model, not a curated record